Schistosoma margrebowiei is the source of this 414-nucleotide messenger RNA. NCBI's taxonomy places the organism in Eukaryota, Metazoa, Platyhelminthes, Trematoda, Strigeidida, Schistosomatidae. The record is from the annotation of a GenBank genome assembly.
AGACCAUGUCAGGUAUGCAAAUUUUGAUUGCAGUAAAGAAGGGGAAUUUCCUAAAAUGAUUCAUCAGGACAUUAAAAGUUCUACUACAUCACGUUAUCCUAAUCCAGUGCAUAUUCAAGGUUAUGCAAAUAAUUCAUUGCGGAGUUGCAGUGCGUUUCAAGAAGAUGGGCACAAGUUUGGUCAGUGUUUGUCCUGUGGCAAGUUCCAUGCUUUUAAUUCAUGUAAAUUUCGUAAUUCUAAAUGCUUUAAAUGUGAUGAUAUUGGAUAUAUUCAGUCAGUCUGCAAUACUAAUGUUCAUGUUAUUGCAACUAAUAUUAAGUCUUGUAAUUCUGAUUCUACUGAGUCGAGUAUUUAUAAUGAUGAUUUAUCUUUAUCAACUAUUGCAAUAGACAGUGUAGAGUCAAAAAGCAGUUC